Molecule: messenger RNA, 2467 nt
Organism: Lolium rigidum
Lineage: Eukaryota; Viridiplantae; Streptophyta; Magnoliopsida; Poales; Poaceae
Product: putative wall-associated receptor kinase-like 16
Exons: 3
Coding region: 158-2368 (736 amino acids)
Biological process (GO): protein phosphorylation; cell surface receptor signaling pathway
Cellular component (GO): plasma membrane
Molecular function (GO): ATP binding; calcium ion binding; polysaccharide binding
Source: RefSeq, a predicted model, not a curated record
CCUGAAGCCAAUUUUUCUGACCGUGUCUACACCGUGAUUGGACAAAAGAAUGCCGUGUAGGACCAACUAGUGCACAUCUUUUUUGCAAUAUAAGCAGAACACAAAGGAGAGCUGGAUCAUAGGACAAACAGAAUAGGAGGCAGAAAUACACAGGGAGAUGGCGAGAGCCUUACCAUGGCAAAUCUUUGCAGCUACCCUGCUGCUAGCAAGCAUCAAGAGCAGCAGAGCGUCCGGGAUGGGGAAACCUGGAUGCAGAGAAACAUGCGGCAACCUCACCAUCCCAUACCCAUUCGGCAUCGGUCAAGGUUGCUUCUACAGUCAAGGGUUUGAUGUUUCAUGUGAGUACAAUCGUGUUUUCAUGGGGAAUUCAAGCAGCCAAAUGGAGAUCUACAACAUCAGCCUGGUAGGAGGACAGGCCCGAGUCAGCACCCUGAUCGCCUCCAAGUGCUUCUACAGCAAUAGCAACAAUACGGAUGGAUGGGCCUCAUCAGGUACUGCUGAUUUCUUUACAAUCUCCACCAAGGCAAACAAAUUAACAGCAGUUGGAUGCAACACCCUUGCAUUUCUGGGAGGCUUUAACGAGCACAAUGUCGGAGCUGGGUGUUUCUCCAUGUGCGCGGACACGCAAAGCGUGGAUCAGAGUGGGCACUGCUCCGGGAUGGGCUGUUGCCAGACAUCCAUUGCACCGAACCUCAGCUCCUCCAACGUAACAUUCGAUGAUAGGUUCGACAACUCUGGGGUGCGUGGCUUCAAUCCAUGCAGCUACGCCUUUGUCGCUGAGCAGGAUUGGUUCAGGUUCGAGGCUUCCUAUCUCGAGGGCAGCAGAUUCACAGAGAAGUUCAGCGACGGGGUCCCUACUGUGCUUGACUGGGUUGCUGGACAUGAACAAUGCGACGAGGCAGUGAAGAACAUUUCAUCGUAUGCCUGCAUCAGCAAGAAUGGCCAUUGCGUCAUGUCACCAAAUGCUACAGGAUAUCUCUGCACCUGCAACGAUGGUUUUGCAGGCAACCCAUACCUGGAAGAAGGAUGCCAAGAUAUCGAUGAGUGUAGUUUACCAGAUCAGUAUCCUUGCUAUGGAACCUGCAGUAAUACGAAUGGGGACUACAGUUGUUCAUGCAAAUCUGGGACUCAAAGUAUAGAUCCAAAGAGAGAGACCUGCAAACCAAUUGCAGUUUCAGAAAGAGCUAGAUUAACAAAAAUGUUCAUAGGUAUUUCAGCAUGUGCUAUGCUUCUCCUUAUCUGCACUUCUGCGCUGCUCAUUGAAUGUCAGAAGAGAAAGCUAAAAAAAGAAAAGGAGACAUUCUUCAAGCAAAAUGGGGGUCUGCUAUUAUAUGAGAAAAUCAGGUCUAAACAAGUUGAUACAGUGAGAAUAUUCACACAGGAAGAACUAGAGAACGCAACAAACAAUUUUGACUCGAGCAGAGAACUAGGAAGAGGAGGCCAUGGAACUGUUUACAAGGGAAUUCUCAAAGACAGCAGAGUAGUAGCCAUAAAGCGCUCAAAGGUUAUGAACAUGGUCCAAAAAGAUGAGUUUGUGCAAGAAAUGAUUAUACUUUCGCAGAUAAACCACAGGAAUGUGGUAAAGCUUCUAGGCUGUUGCUUAGAAGUGGAAGUUCCAAUGUUGGUCUACGAAUGCAUCCCAAAUGGCACCCUAUUCGAGCUGCUACAUGGUAAAAACAGAAGGCUGCCUAUUUCACCGGACGCUCGUCUCAGGAUAGCUCAGGAAUCUGCAGAAGCACUAGCAUAUCUGCACUCAUCAGCAUAUCCUCCCAUAGUUCAUGGAGAUGUAAAAUCUCCAAAUAUUCUCUUAGGCGACAACUACACGGCAAAAGUGACUGACUUCGGAGCAUCGAUAAUGCUUACUACGGAUGAAAUACAGUUUAUGACACUGGUACAGGGAACCAUAGGUUAUCUGGACCCUGAAUACUUGCAAGAGCGUCAACUAACAGAGAAGAGUGAUGUUUAUAGUUUUGGAGUUGUGCUCCUAGAGCUAAUUACGAUGAAGUUUGCAGUUUAUUCGGAUAGUGCUGGAGAAAAGAAAAACCUCGCAUCAACUUUCCUUCUGGCAAUGAAACAGAACGGACUUCAGUUCAUCUUGGACAAUAAUAUACUGCAGUUUGAAACAGAGCUGCUCCAAGAAGUUGCUCAACUGGCAAAGCGUUGCUUGAAUAUGAGGGGGGACGAACGGCCAUUAAUGACAGAAGUCGCUGAGAAGUUGAAGUCAAUACGAAGCUCCUGGAAAAAACAAUUGAUUCAGAAUCCUAGCAAGGAAACUGAAUGUUUGCUUGAGAACUCAUCACACUAUGACCCUUCUAGCACUGGACAGCACGGAAGUCUGAUGGCACUAGAUUUAGAAAGUGGUAGAUGAUAUAUUGUAGCGGAGAUUGAAUUUAAUAGUUCGUCGCACAAAUAUCAUGUAAGAAUCUAGCUUGGUUGCAAUAUGCUUGUACGGUGACAUCUAGCUUAA